This is a messenger RNA of Betta splendens (Siamese fighting fish), 16977 nucleotides long. It is a transcript of the gene sorcs3a, whose product is annotated as sortilin related VPS10 domain containing receptor 3a. The transcript is spliced from 6 exons. Gene Ontology annotation, molecular function: protein binding. Gene Ontology annotation, cellular component: membrane. Bases 10069 to 13809 code for a protein of 1246 amino acids. NCBI's taxonomy places the organism in Eukaryota, Metazoa, Chordata, Actinopteri, Anabantiformes, Osphronemidae. The record is from RefSeq and is a predicted model, not a curated record.
UGUCCCUGUCCCCACCUUUGGCCUGUGUGGACAUGACGACUGCCUGGAGCUGCUUCAGCCAUGCGUCAGCGAUAUAUUCUUCAGCUUCAGCAGGCGGGCCCUCCGACUGCCGCAGUAUAAGAGAACGUGCCAAGUUGAAUGUGGUGUGGGGUCCUGUGAGUGCCAUCUCCAUGCCAACUGCCUGGUGCCACCUUGGCCUGUGCCAGUAGCAUGUUCCUCUGGCUUGAUGAGUGCUGGCCCUUUUGGUGGCCGGCCCUUGUUGGACCAGUGUCCACAGUGACUGCUUUUGGUUGGCUUGUGUGGGUAUUGUGACAACCCGCCAGGUAAAUUGAGCGGUCCUGUGGGGGCAGUUUCAAAGUUGGCUGUCUGGUGCUGCUCUUGUCCGGUAGCAUGUACUGUACUUCUGGCUUGGCUUGCGAAGGCCCUCCAGGUUUGCCACAGGGUCAGCUCUGGGCUGCCUUCCCAGCAUUUUGUUCUGGCCGGGCUUCCCUGUUGUUGAGCUUGAGUUGGUGAUGAGCCCGCCACGGUGCACUGGUUCCAUCUCCACGGGGUGCCCCCUUCGGGCCGGGAUCCAUGAUGUCUGCCUUCAUGUGCGGGACAGCCUCAGUCUGCUCGCUUAAGCUAACAGACGAGAUAGGUCAGGGCACUGAAUACUGUGUUGACACCAGGAGUGUGUCCGUCUUGUGCUCUAGCUAGGUUCCCCCAUUAUUUGGUGUGGGUUGGUGGUGAGCCCUGCCCCACUCGCUUCGGUCCAUCUCCACAGGUCACCCUCUUUGGGCUGGGAUUUGUAUUGUCUGACUUGGGUCAACCUUCAUGUGCGGGGCGGCAUCAGUCUGUCUGCUUAUUCCUGCACUCUGCUGCCAUGGUUUCUGUUGGUCACUGCACCCCUGGCCAGUGUGUUGAGGACUGGGACCGUUUGAACAUCCCAGACUGUGUACGGUUGUGUGACCACCUGGGGUUGGGUUGCCUAGUCUCCUUGUGGUGUGUGUUAAAAUUUCCCCAUCAUGAGAUUAAUAAGAUAAGAUAAGAUAGACCUUUAUUCGUCCCACAAUGGGGAAAUUUCCACAUUGCAGCAGCAGUACAAAAAAAGAGCAGGAUCAAAAAUAAAAUAUGUACAAUUUAAGUAAAAUAAAAAAUGUAUUGUGUAUAUAGACACACAUGCAUAUGUGAUGGGUAAUUCCGCCAUGGAUUGAUCGGAUAUUGCACAGGGUAAAAGUUUGCCCAAACAUUUGGAUGGUGACUACAGUAUAAGUUGACAAUUGUAGCAACAAUUACAAUAACAGUAAUUUACUAGGAGCAGUUUAGGUUGUAAAGUCUAACAGCAGCCGGUAGAAACAACCUACGGUGUCGCUCCUUCAGACACUUAGGAUGUAUCAGUCUGUCAGUGAAGAAGCUGCAUAGUGAUGACACCGUUUCAUAAAGUGGGUGGGCAUCGUUCUCCAUCAUGGAUGAUAGCUUAGCUACCAUUCUCCUAUCUCCCACCUCCUGCACUGAAUCAUGAGGCAGUCCUAGAACGGAGCUGGCCUUCUUGACCAGCUUCUCCAGUCGCCUCCUGUCUGCUGCUGAGAUGCUGCUGCACCAGCAGACCACUCCAUAAAAGAUGGGUGAUGCCACAACAGAGUCAUAGAAGGUCUUUAGGAGUGGUCCCUGGACUCCAAAAAGGCCUCAGUCUCCUCAACAGAUCUGCUUUUCUCUGCUCUGUCCUUUUUUAAACAGUGCGUCUGUAUUGUGUGACCAGUGCAGUUUAUUGUUGAGGUGAACACCCAAGUACUUGUAGGAUUCCACUCUCUUAUGUCCUUUCCCUGGAUGUUCACCGGUGUUAGUGCAGUGUGUGUGUGCCUACAAAGUCUACCACCAGCUCCUUGGUUUUCCCUGCAUUAAUCUGGAGGUAGUUCCACUGGCACCAGUCCACAAAGUUCUGAAUCAGUUCUCUGUACUCUCUGUCAUUGUCAUUUGUAAUCAAGCCGACAAUGGCAGAGUCAUCUGAGAACUUCUGCAGAUGACAGGAUGCUGAGCUGGACAUGAAGUCUGCGGAGUAGACAGUAACCAGAAACUAAGCCAGAACUGUUCCCUGUGGGGCUCCUGUGUUGCAAACGGCCAUGUCAGACUCACAGUGGUGAGCCCCCACAUACUGCAGUCGGUUUGAAAGGUAGUCCAGCAUCCAUGCAGAGUGAAGAGACUAUCUCUCUGUCUUUAGUCUACACAGAGACUGGUUCUGAUCGAACUUCACGCCUCCGGAAGGGCUAUUUAGCCUCAGGAGGAGGCGGGACCGGUGACAUCAUUGUGUCUUAAACCUGUAUUCAUGCGCCCUGACCGUGGGAGGUCUAGUUCCUGUUAGUGAUGUGUCAUGACACAUGCUGUUGCAAAUACCGGUCCCAUCCAAAUGCAAUAGAGUACUAAAUCAAUACCGGUAUACCAUGCCACUCUAGAGCAUACACUUCCAAGAAGCCCAUAUUAUAGAGGGACAUAAAACAAAUUUGCAUAUCAUGUGCUUCUUACUGUAGUUGUGUAACUGGUCUUUCAUUAGUGAAUUACAGAAGAAAAAAAUGUAAUAUUCCUUUAUAACAAAAUAUGAAUAGAUUUACAAAUAAAAUGUUAAAAAUAUUAUAUUUAUUAAAGCAUAUUCUAGACAACAAGAACCCUUUGCUUGGAGGCAUUAACAGCUAUUUUGAAUAGUGGGGUAAAGAAUGCUAGGAAAAAUGUCCCAUCAAUUAUUAGUUUAUUUUAUUUAAAAAAUAGAAGGUUACUCCUAUUCAAAGCACAGUGGUCAACCCCUGCGUCUUUAGGAUGCUGGUUUUACAAGCUUGUUGUUGUAAAACCCCAUGACAGAGAAGGAAUUGUGCGUUUGUUUCAUUCAGCUCAGAGUGUGGACAAAUUUUACAAUAAGCUGUUUAAAGCAAGUAAACAGCAUCAUCAGUCGUUGAACGUUACAACAAAAUGCUGAAACAUAAAUUGUAUUUAUACUUUACAGGGAAAAACACCCUCAUAUAUGUUACAAUAAUAGUUAUCACAGCAGCAUCAAGAUGGCACCCGCUCAAGUAACGUCUAAAAACAGUUUAGAAGUUUUCCAAAACCUGUACGAUUCGUUCUCACUGUGCCAUACAAACAUGUUAAAAAUUUAUUUUCCGGGGAGAAUCUUCAAACUAAGAGGGGCGUUUGAAAAGAAAUAUACACAGGGUAAACAAAUGAGAUUUUUAAAAUAAGCGAGUGUGUACCAAGGAUCCCACCAGUGUAUACGAUUUAGGAUUAUGACUACGAUUACGCGAGCCAGUAGAGGGCUCCUUUUUAUGAGGCAGAAUUACAGAAACUGGAGGUUUCUGCAGACAAAGCUUUUCAGUUUAAAAAGAUUCUGCUGCGGCUUAAGAUAGGAGGUGUCCCGCACAUUUUAGUCAAGUGGAGAAACUGGCGAAGGAAUUUUAACAGUUAUGUCAGAGCCUCAGACAGACAAGCCCUGCGAGAAUAUGGAGAACGCCGGUUUCUAUAUAACUCUUCCAACCAACCAACGCUAGUAUGAACACCUUCAAAGAUAAUACUACCUCACAGAUUUGGCAUAUAGAUUUAAAUGGGCAUUGGGAGGUUGCCUUAACAGACUUAACAGACUCUAUUCUAGGCAAACUGAAUGAAUGUUUUGACUGUUUGACUGAAACUAGAUGCCAGAUUAGUCUACAGCCAACAUGAGGUUAUCACUGUAUUAUCUGGCAUUAUCUGUCGUAUCAUCUGGCAUUAUUUGUCGUCAAAUUAUAUGGAGAGUAUAUACAUUGAAAUUAAGACAGAUCACAAUAUGCCAGUAGAUGGAUGGACAGGAUGUCAUCUAAAAGAUCAACCACUGUGCUUCAAUAGACAAGAACUUCUUCUACUUCCGCCUCUCGAGUAGUGCAGAUGUGUUUUCUCUCUGUUCCCACUUUACGUCUCUGCUCUCUCCAAGCUUUCCUCCUGCUUCGUCCACGCUGCUCACUCACAUGCUAGCUGAUGGGCUAUUCUAGAAUAACAAUUUUUGAACAUGGGGCUAAUCAACUGGUCACUCAGCGCAUUGGACAAAAUUUUCUCACAAAGAAAAGAAUCACUGGGAAAGCCACUCUACCCCUCGGGGACUCUUGCCUCUGGUUACAUGCGAGACGCUUGGAAUUCCUGGUGCCCCAUGUGUCUGGAGCCAACUGUCCAUCAAGGAUGCAGGGGGAUGUAUUUAUAUUUUGGACUUUGAUAACAGGGCUACUCAUGAUUGGCACUGCUUUAUCGUAACGGGACGAUUGAACUAUUAAUCUGGACAAAUUAGUCAUGGAUCAUUAAAAAUGUUAUUCUGUCCCUUCUCCCUCACCCCUCCAAUCUAGCUCACCAGCUGUGCCUCUAUUUUCAUUCUGUUAUUGUGUUAUUGUGCCUCCCUUCAAGGACAACUGUAGUGGUGCCUGGGCAGUAUGUGGUGCCUGGACAGUAGUACUGUGGGCCCCAGGUCUCGUCGAUCUCUUCCUGGCUGGGGAUUGUGGGAGGCACUGGGAUGGGUAGCAGAGCUAGUCGGGAACCUGGCUCUGCGGACCCUGGUGCCUUGCUUCCCAACUACAUCUCUCACAUUCAUCCACUUAGCUCUGUGAGGGUCGUCCUGCUGAUGGAGGGACCGGGGCUACUGAAAAGUGGUUUCGUCCCUCCUAAGUGGGAUGUUCUGCAGUUUUAAUUGCAUUAGUCAUACACACUCAUCCAGGGCUCCCCCUGGGGGGUGACCAGAGACUUUAAUUUGAUGGCUCUGUCUGCUGGAACUGGCGAUCUCUCAAAGUUCCUCAUACUUAGCCACAUACAUUUAGGGCUGGGGGUGGGCUCUUACACUGGGGCCUGGGGAAGAGUGCCUGAGUGUGCAUGGGUUCACAUAUGUUUGACUGGUUUGUUGUGAGAGAGUCUGUGGUAGUGUGUGUUAAUGUACGUGUGUGUGUGUGUGUGUGUGUGUGUGUGUGUGUGUGUGUGUGUGUGUGUGUGUGUCUGUGUCUGUGUCUGUGUGAGAGUGUAUGCGUGUGGUGCGGUUGGUUUGUUGGGGGUCCCGUUUUCCGCCCGGGGUACGUAGAUCCGCUGCCUGGGUGGUCUCUUUUCUGCUGACCCCCACCAAUUGCUGGCCUUGUGCUGCGGGCCCGAUGUGGUGCCAGGGGAUAUGGUCGGGCCGAUGGGGUAGGCCGCACUCCGCUCAUGUGGGGGUGGAGGACUGGGGGUGGGCCCCACUCUGGGCACAGGGGCAUCUCCCAACGGGCUCCCUAAGGACCGUGGGGGGAGUGUUUGCCCCUGGUUCUCAUGGGGCGGACAGCGUUGACCCACGGUGGCCCACUCUGACCUUGGGUGCUGUCUCUGUGGCUGCUGUAACUCUUCCUGGGGGGUUCUGUGUGGGCUCCCUGGCUGCUAGGAUUCUCUCCUCCGCUCGUUGGCUUAGUCUAGCCACCAAGCUUCUCCCAUCACCCUGGCUUUAUAAAGUGGCAUUGUUGCAGAUGCAGAUACACCCCCCCCCCCCCACGCACACACACACACACACACAUUACAGUCCGAACUUAUCUAUCUGUCCUGAUGUACACAAGAAAAAAAUCCAGCAAGGUCUCCACUUGUACUGUGUGUAUGCGUGUGUUUCUGUACUGUAUUGUUUUGUACUGCAACUUGAUUCCACUGUCAGCGGGGACGUGGCGCCGCAGAUGGCUGCCUGGGUGUGCCAACACCAAGACAAGUUCCUAGUUCUGUAAAGUGCACUCUACAGGACCUGGCAAUAAAGCUCCUUCUGAUUCUGAUUUAAGGGUGGCUACACUUUGGUUGCCAUCAAUUUAGCACCUGGUAAAGAGGGGGCUGUACCCUGUCAAAUCAGGCUCUCUAAGGCUUAGAUUCAGGCUUCCUUUACGUCAGACUAUGACGCUUAUUGUUUACGCCUGUUUGAUUCUUGAAAUUGAUGCAAAGCGCAACAUUUUGGUUCAUUACUAUUGAAGAGAGAGAAAAUUAACAGGGUUCAGCUAAAGUACAUGAGUUGCCUUAACAAGUUAUGGACCUGCCUACUUUAUUGUAAACACACACCCGACACUUGCCUGGUGAACACUGGCUGGCUCUGACGCUUGAAAAGAACGGGACCGCUACUUUUUUUGAUACAUUUGGAUUUUCAUCCAAUUUUAGUUAUUACCAACGGCCCACUUUAAACUUCCUGCAGAGAAGAUAUUAUAAUAUAUAUUAGUGAUGCUUACAGCAUCCACUGUAUUGGAAUGGCCUGAUGGUCAUUUUUGUUCUUCCAUACGUUUUUCAGUAAUUAACUAUUCCCGCGUAUUUCAGUUACAGGUACAAUUGAACUAUCAAAAAACAAAUUUUAAGGAGAGCAAAAUUCUCCCAUUGAAAUAAAUGGAAAACCAUUUUCAAAUCCUCUUUAGCUUUGUCUAACUUUAGACUUUUUUUAUCUUUAACUACUUCACUACUAAUACUACUACAUACUCUAAGCUACGGACACCAUUUAAACUACAAAAUAAUCUUCAACUAUUUGACUACUAAUCUCUUGUUCAGCUUUUAAAUAUCUUAAAUAGUUUCUGAGUUAUAGCAGUUUAGGGGUAGGGUGGUUUUUGAGGAAUUUUCAGCUUUUCUAUUAGUCUGUAGCUGUAGUGCAAAGAGUUCCAUAAUUUCUCCUAUACACUGCAAUACAAAUGUUUUGCUGACUUCUGCGGAGAAUCACAGAAAGACAGGCAUUGGUAAACCCGACCGUGGCCACAAUUUUCACUCUAAACAUAAGACUUACACCACAUGCUCAUUGAAGCCUUGGGAUUCAUAAAGUUAAGUUGUUUUUGUAAUAACCCUUAUGGUUUUGCUGUAACAAGUCUGUUAAGCAGGGGUAGAAAUCUGCUUCACUACUUAUGAAGACUGAAAUAGCUGAAAAUAGCAACACCUUUACUUUCAACUAGUUUAUUAUUACUAGAUAAUAAGACUAUUUUACUGUUUUAGCUUUAUUAGUCAUUUUUAUACCUCUGGCUGGAUAAUGACUGCUAAUUAGAGUAUUAAGACUAUUUUACAGUUUAGCAAAUGCCCAGACCUUCUCCAAAUACACCUUCUCUAAUUUCAAAUCAUAAAUGUAAAACUUUUAACUUUAACCUUUACAGCAAUGUGUCUGGAUUUGAGUGGUUAAAUAUAUAAAUUCAUAGUUUAGUAAUUUCCCACACACACUUCCUCAAAAUUCAAAUUCUUUUAAAAAUCACCAAUCAAAAUCUUUAGCUUCAAUGGCACUAUUUCUGCUUCUUACUGGUCAUUUAUUAUUAACUAAUAAGACUGUUCUACUCUUUAGCAAUUAUUUGCAGAGGUUUCCUUUAAAAUGUCCCAACUUUUCUCUACUUCCUUUGCAACUGCUUUCAUCUGUAAAACUAUUUAUUCAGCUAUUUAGCUGCUUAAUACAUUAAGUAUAUUUCAUAAAAUUAAGCAAACCUUUACACACUUCCUUCAUUAUCAGCAGUUGUUCAAUUUCAGCAAAUUUUUUUCAAGUUUCCUCAAUCUGAAAUCAAACUGCUUCAGCUUUUUCUGCAACUAUAGCAGAAGAAGCUGUUUAAACAACUCCUAAUUCUCUUCAGAUACAUUCAUCUAUGCUUCACAUGCUUUGACUGCUUUCAGCUAUGUUAUAAAUGCAACAGUUGUUCAGCAAUACAUACCGCAUGGAAUCAUUCACUGUGCCGAUCUUCUGGAAAUGCUUUUUCUAGUUGGUAUAGUAUAUUAAUAUUAUCGUUUUUCUGAACACUUUUCUGCACUUAACUAGUCCUGCAUCGACUAGCAGACUUUUUCAUAUUUUUCCAACUAUUAAAGAUCCCUGCACAUGCAAAAUUCACAGUUUGGACAUGUUGGUACAUUUAUAUGACUCCCUGGUUCAUGUUAAGACACCCCUGGUGUGUUAGAAGUGCACUCAGAUUUACACUCACAUUUUGUGAGUUUAUCCAAUCCAGUUUAAGAACUAUCGGUUUCAAAUUUCCUGGACUGUGUACAUCUGCAGUCUUUUAACCACUCACAGAACCAGCUUUGGCCAUGCCCAGACAAAUCUGGACCCCUAAAUGUACCUGCAACAUUGCGUUUCAGUCACUCGCUGUGCACUGUAGCAUAGUUCAGUUGGUUGCUACCCGCCAUUUAAAAGUCAAAAAAGAAGUCACUCACUGUGACAUGAACUGAAAUGUGGCCAUUGGGGUUCAGAAAGUGCACCGUUGUUGGUUGUUCCAACCAGCACUGCAGCCUUUUCAUUUUACCAGCAGAGAAAGAAAGGAGAAAUUUAUCUAUUCAUUUUCUUGUAAAUGGACCGGUGCCGGCACCGCUGCCUAAAUAAACGCUUGUUCUGUGUGGACAUCAUUUCACCUCCCACUGCUUUGAAAACGAGGGUAUAUUUUUUUUUUACUGGGCUUGAGGUUGAAGAACGGCUCUGUUCCUACAAGACGUGGUCCACUUGCUGCUUCCCCAAACGUAAGUACAUGCUUGAUACUUGUUUGAUGUAUGUGCUCCAGAGGUUUCUUUGUUUAUAAUCUAGCUUCCCUCCUGUGUAAGGAAUGCUAAUGGCUAGAACAGUUGAUGCUAACAGCGACAGAAAGAGGCAGUGUUGCAAGGUGCUGCCACACAAUUUGGAUGAUUCCAAGCCUCUCCAGCAUUCGUCCAGUUUGAAUCGUGUGAUAUAUGGUACUGAGGUCAUUCACUCAGCUCACAUUUUACCUGCUAGCGCCCUGUUAGCUGCUAGCGCGAUGGUAGCGCAGCGUUAGCCACUAGCCCUCCACAUAACUUUCAGUACAUCUUGAGUUUGGCUGCAUUAGUAAGUUGUGAGAGUCAGCUGUGUUUCUAAUUACUACCGAGCCUGUCGUGUGUACGUCGUAGCCCAAGUAGACCUGUGAAUUUGGGUUAUGGCAAGUUCUGUUAAAGUCUAACAUGUAUGCUGUCUUGCUGUCUUCUCACACGUGUUGCUUAUCCAGUCAGCUACUGUAGCUGUAAAUGUGACAUAGUUUUUUUAAUACAGACUGGCGCAUCCAAGCUACCAAAAUGCAAGGAUGUUGCUUCUCAAAAGUAACACACCUCUACAGGCUGUGGACACACGGUACCUUGUAGAACAAGGUUGCUCACCUCAGUAACAAAGGUAUGUCUGUUUAACAGCCGUAUGAUAAUUUGUUGGCCAAUAGGCAGUUUUAUUUGACAGAGAUUUGGGAUUUCACAUUUCAGAAGUUGUAGUAUUCAUAAUCAGAUCUAUAUUAUUGUCUAUAUAUUUACUCUGUAUGCAGUUGGUCAACUUAUUUUGAUAUUUUAGUCUGCUCAUGGGUAAUUUGUAGUUCUGUGUUAUGGUGCAGAUUAUGUGAAAAAUGUGAUGGAGACCAUCUUCAAUAAAGUCCUGCUGGACCCACGUCGUUAUAUGGAGGACCUUGUGAACAUCCCUGUCCCUCUGAGCAGAAUUUAAGCAACCUGACACAAAGGAGGUCAUUAAUGCCAUGCCAAGAUAUAACAAACCAGCCCUAUAAAAGCUAAAUUUAAAACGUGUUUGCUCCAAACACCAUUUGUCACAGUCUAGAUCAUUUAGUCACUGUAAUUACUCAUUUCCGGUUUUAUUUUGUCACCACUUCCUGUCGCAGUCAUUGUUAGUUUCAGUCAGCCUUGCUCCCGGUUCUAAUCUACUCACCUGUCUGUCAUUUAGUCAUCACCAUUUAGUAUUUAAGCACCACCUCUAAGCCCAGCACCUUGCCAGAUUGUCUUUUGUGUCCUUGCUAGCAAUCCAGCGUUAACUCACAUGUUGUCUCGUUACCAAUCCUGUUUUCCUGACCCUGCUUUCCGCCUCACCUGUGAUACCGCCUUGCCGUAAGUCCAACCGAAGCCUGUCUUUUGACCACCGUUUGCCAGAUCCUUGCCUGUACUGAAACCCGCCGUCUUUGUGUACCGACCCUUGCCUGCCUGACCACGAGCUCGAAUAAACCCUGUUGUUCACUGAGCCUUGUCUCCGCUGUGCGUGUGGGUCCGCUACCUAGAGCGCCGUGACAGUACAAUCUGGCCAGACUCGGACCCAGCCGGCGUCUUGCAUCUGUUUAAGGUCUGCAAGGGAUUUUUUGUUAUUGUGUACUUGGACAACGCCGAGUCGCGAUGGUGUUUUCCUGCGCGAGGCUGCCGGAGGACCUCCGCUGGUGCUUCGGGGAGCUCGCGAGGAAUUACGCGGAAGCCCCCAGUCUGAAGGUGCGGCUCCGCGUCAUAAAGCAAGCUAUUGCUAUCCUGGAGGAGGAAUUCUGGUGGCUUGACUACCCGGAGGUGCAGACGCUUUUUGAGAGGCUCCAGGCAGUGCGGAAGGAUUUGGCCCGCGCUCUGCGCGCGGCGCCCGCGAGCGUCUCAUCAGCUGUUCCUGCUGCACCGGAAAGCGCUCCCGUCGUCGCUCAGUCAAGCCAAGCUCACGUUCCUGUCAUCGUUCAGUCAAGCCAAGCUCACGUUCCUGUCGCUGCUCAGUCGAACCAAGCUCACGUUCCUGUCGCUGCUCAGUCGAACCCAGCUCACGUUCCUGUCACUGCUCAGUCGAACCCAGCUCACGUUCCUGUCGCUACUCAGUCGAACCAAGCUCACGUUCCUGUCACUGCUCAGUCGAACCAAGCUCACGUUCCUGUCGCUACUCAGUCGAACCAAGCUCACGUUCCUGUCGCUGCUCAGUCGAACCCAGCUCACGUUCCUGUCGCGGCUCAGUCGAGUCAAGCUCACUCCCCUGUUGCCACUCAGGCAGAUCCAGUCCCUGCUCCAGACGCCGCUCAGGCAGAUCCAGCUCCCGUUCCAGACACCAGCUCAUCGGCCCAAGUCCAUGCCCACGCUACCGUCAUAGUUCCCCAGUCCCAUCCAGUCCGUACCGUGGUCCCGGCUCCUGCUUCAGCCCUGGGUUUCAUUGAACCCCCGUCAGAGCCUGCACCCGUUCCUGCAUCAGAGCCUGCACCCGUUCCUGCAUCAGAGCCUGCACCCGUUCCGGCAUCAGAGCCUGCACCCUUUCCUGCAUCAGAGCCUGCACCCGCUCCGGCGUCUAAGCCUGCACCCCUGGCCCCAGCAUCUCUGGCUGCAUCCCUGGCCCCAGCGUCUCUGGCUGCAUCACUGGCCCCAGCGUCUCUGGCUGCAUCGCUGGCCCCAGCGUCCCUGGCUGCAUCACUGGCCCCAGCGUCCCUGGCUGCAUCACUGGCCCCAGCGUCCCUGGCUGCAUCACUGGCUGCAGCAACUCCCGCCCUAGCCUCACCUCAGCCAUGCCAAGCUCCAGCUCCAGCUCACGCCUCACCUCAGCCAUGCCAAGCUCAAGCCUCAGCUCACGCCUCACCUCAGUCAUGCCAAGCUCAAGCCUCAGCUCAGCCUGCAGCAGCUCAAGCCUCAGCCCAGCCUGCAGCAGCUCAAGCCUCAGCCCAGCCUGCAGCAGCUCAAGCCUCAGCUCAGCCUGCUCAAGCUCAAGCCUCAGCUCAGCCUGCUCAAGCUCAAGCCUCGGCUCCGCCACGCCAAGUUCAAGCUCCAUCUUUACGCCAGCUAGCAGGCACCCCUGGCCAGCCACACCAGGCCUCAGUUCCUGUUCCUGUCGGCCAUAUUGAGGCCGUUCCUGUUCCUGUCGGCCAUGUUGAGGCCGUUCCUGUUCCUGUCGGCCAUGUUGAGGCCGUUCCUGUUCCUGUCGGCCAUGUUGAGGCCGUUCCUGUCCCUGUCGGCCAUGUUGCGGCCGUUCCAGUCCCUGUCGGCCAUGUUGAGGCCGUUCCUGUCCCUGUCGGCCAUGUUGCGGCCGUUCCAGUCCCUGUCGGCCAUGUAGAGGUCGUUCCAGUCCCUGUCGGCCAUGUAGGGGUCGUUCCAGUCCCUGUCGGCCAAGUAGAGGUCGUUCCAGUCCCUGUCGGCCAAGUAGAGGUCGUUCCAGUCCCUGACGGCCAAGUAGAGGUCGUUCCAGUCCCUGUCGGCUCCUCUGAGGAGGACGCCGUUCUAGUUCCUGCCACUGUCGGCUCCUCGGAGGAGGCCGCAGUUCUAGUUCUUGCCACUGUCGGCUCCUCGGGGGCCGCAGUUCUAGUUCCUGCCACUGUCGGCUCCUCGGAGGCCGCAGUUCCCGACGAUCCCCAGGUGGGGUUCGCUCCCGCCGCAGCACCUGUUGCAGCCCCUGCCGGCCUCCCGGAGGAGGUCGGUCCAGCUCUGUCUCCUGCCGACCUCCCGGAGGAGGUCGGUCCAGCUCCGUCUCCUGCCGACCUCCCGGAGGAGGUCGGUCCAGCUCCGUCUCCUGCCGACCUUCCGGAGGAGGUCGGUCCAGCUCUGUCUCCUGCCGACCUUCCGGAGGAGGUCGGUCCAGCUCUGUCUUCUGCCAUCCCCCCGGAGGAGGUGGUCGGUCCGCUCCUGGUCCCUGUGUUUUUUAAGCCAAUGUGUGCAGGUGCAGCUCCUGGUGGUCCAGCGCCGGCCACAUUUGCAGCGAUCCCGGUUGAUCUGGCACCGAUCGCAUCUGCCUCAGCUCCGGGCGGUCCGGUCCCGGCCACGCUCGUCUCAGCUCCUGGUGGUCCGGUCCCGGCCACGCUCGUCUCUGCUCCGGGCGGUCCGGUCCCGGCCACGCUCGUCUCAGCUCCUGGUGGUCCGGUCCCGGCCACGCUCGUCUCAGCUCCUGGUGGUCCGGUCCCGGCCACGCUCGUCUCUGCUCCUGGUGGUCCGGCCCCGGCCACGCUCGUCUCUGCUCCUGGUGGUCCGGUCCCGGACACGUUCGCCUCAGCUCCUGGUGGUCCGGUCCCGGACACGUUCGCCUCAGCUUCUGGUGGUCCGGUCCCGGACACGCUCGCCUCAGCUCCUGGUGGUCCGGUCCCGGACACGUCUGUCUCCGCUCCUGGAGGCCCGGUGCCGGCCACGUCUGCAUCAGUUCCUGGUGGUCCGGCUCCGGCCACGUCUCCACGUCUGUCUUCGCCUCUGGUCCCAGCCUCGUCUCCACGUCGGUCCUCGGUUCCUGGUGGCCCGGCUCCGGCCAUGUCUCCACGUCUGUCCUCGUCUCAGGGCGACUCUUUGCGGACCAACAUCCAACUGGACUUUGGGGAUGGCACAGCGGUGUCGUACUCCAACCUGAGCUGGACUGAGGAAGGGAUCAAGCAUGUGUAUAAAUCUGCAGGAAUCUUCCGUGUCACCGCCCUUGCGGAAAACCCACUGGGUUAUGAGACCACAACACUCUUCCUGCAUGUCACAUGUCCACUGGAACAUGUUCAGCUUGUUGCUCCGUUUGUGGUCAUAAAAAACAAGGAAGUGAACAUAACAGCAGUGGUUCUGCCCAGCCACACUCGCACUGUCACCUAUUUCUGGUGGCUUGGCAACAAUAGUGAGCCGGUAAUAACCCUGGAUGGAAGCAUCUCAUACACAUUCUCUAGUGAAGGAAUGCACACCCUAACGGUCCAGGUGGCUGCAGCCAACACUAUACUGCAGGAUACCAAGACUAUAGCAGUCAAAGAAUUCUUCAAAUCUCUACUUUUAUCUUUCUCCCCUAAUCUGGAGGAGUUCAACCCCGACAUACCCGAGUGGAGAAGGGAUGUGGGGAGAGUAAUUAAGAAGGCUCUGCUCCAAGACCCGAUCUGUACAGCAGGCGGUGCUAAUAGACUCUGGUGCAGACGCCAGCUUGAUGGACGCAGGUUUGGUCGAGCAGAUGGGCAUUCCUACAGCAACUCUAGCAUUCCCAGUGGAGACGGCGGCACUGGAUGGCCGCCGAUAGUAGAGAGUCACACAGAUCCUGUACGCAUGACAUUUGCAGAUGGACACUCUGAAAAAAUAACAUUUCUAGUGGUAGAAUCUUCUGACCACUCUGUCGUCUUAGGACACACCUGGCUGAGGCGACACAAUCCCACAUUGAAUUGGAGGAGUGGAGAGGUACGUGAGUAGGAUCCAGACUGCCGGAACACCUGCUUCCAGACUACGGCCAAGCCGGAGGGACUACGGAUGGUGGCGCCCAUGGAAAGAGGGUUGGAGGAGGCAGAUCAGACCGGCGUCCCCAGGAUCUCCGUCUGGUGUUUAUCAAGGCUAAGGCCACAUCACUCCCACCGCACAGAAAACACGAUUGUGCUAUAAACCUGAGGCCGGGUGCGGCACCUCCCAAGGGGAGACUGUUCCAGCUCUCACCUAAGGAACAAGUGGCAAUGAAAGAGUAUUUGGACUCAGCGCUCACGUCUGGGAUCAUACGACCAUCCUCAUUGCCCGCCGGAGCGGGGUUCUUCUUCGUUGGUAAAAAGGAUGGGUUGUUACGACCAUGUAUUGAUUAUCAUGGGCUGAACGAAAUAACCAUUUGGGACUCUUAUCCCUUAUUGUCUUCAUCCGCGUUUGAACUGCUUUCAGGAGCUGCCUGUUUCACCAAACUGAACUUUCGGAAUGCGUACCAUCUGAUGACCUGUGAUCAUGAUGGUGGUAGACCGGUUCUCUAAAUUUGUUAAUUUUAUCCCACUUCCCAAGUUGCCCUCCGCUAAGCAGACUGCACAGGCCAUGUUUUCCAGCUCCAAGGAUUUCCUUGGGACAUAGUCUCCGACCGGGGUCCCCAGUUUGUCUCUCGCUUUUGGCGGGAGUUCUGUUCAUUGGUUGGAGCGGAGGUCAUCUUAUCAUCGGGGUACCACCCCGAGUCUAACGGCCAUACCGAGAGGGCCAACCAGCAGUUGGAGGUGGGCCUACGACUCCUCGCCUCCAAAAGCCCUGGCUCCUGGUCCCGGAAGCUGGUCUGGGUGGAAUUUGCACAUAACACCUUUCCCUGCGCCUCAACUGGUCUAACCCCCUUUCAGUGUGCAUAUGGUUUUCAACCACACCUGUUCCCAGCCCUGGAGGACGAGGUCCACGUCCCUUCGGCCCAUGCCUUGGUCUGUAGGUGUCGCCAGACGUGGCUGCGGGCCAGGAGGACCAUGCUUCAGGCCCAGGCGCUCUAUAAGGCCACGGCAGACCGUAAGAGAGCCCCGGGUCCAGCUUAUGAGGUCGGGGACCAAGUCUGGCUCUCAACCAGGGAUCUCCGCAUGCAAGGGCAACCGCGUAAGUUGGCACCAAAAUUCAUAGGGCCAUAUACAGUUGCCAAAAUCAUUAACCCCGUCUCGGUGAGACUGUCCCUGCCAAGGACUCUGAAGAUCCACCCAAUGUUUCAAGUAAGCUGACUCAAACCAUCGGUCAUGCCCCAUGGUUCCUCAGCACCAACCACCUCCGCCACCCCGGUUUGUGCAUUGCACUCCGGCAUCCAAGAGCUCCUCGACUGCAGGCGACAGGGAAGGGGUUUCCAGUACCUCGUGGACUGGGAGGGGUACAGUACACUCCUGGGUUCCAUCCCGGGACAUCUUGGACAAGUCCCUCAUCCAGGACUUUCACGCGGCGCAUCCUGAGGCUCCAGGGGGGAGCAACACAGCCCAGCCAGGCUCCGGCAGCGGCCGGGGGGUCUGGAUCUGGUCCCUUCUCCAGAAACCACCCUCCACCCGCCCUGGUCGGGGGGGGGGGGGGCUCUGUGGGCGCCGUUAUAGUGCCCUGGGGGUGGCAGCCUCACUUCCUCAUUACACACCUGUCUCAGAUUAGUCAUUACCCACCAGUAUUUAACCACCAUUAGUCAACACAGCCAGUUGCCAGAUUGUUAUGUUAGCCUGCUCCUCACUGGUACUGUAGCCGUGUCAAAUCAUUGCCAAACUCUUGCCAGUCCUUGAACCUGAUUCAGCCUGCUCCUUCUGUACCGUCACAUGAGAUAUAUUGUGUAUCACCUGGACCGUCUGUACCACGAUUAUUGGAUUAAACCUUGAUUUUACCACCUACUCUGUGUGUUCACACUGUGCGUCUGGGUCCGAUCUCUGCCUAAGCCUGAAAGCACCUGAGUGCCUGGACCCUUUAGAGCUGUUCCGUAAAGAGAACAGCUACUGCACAUAUUUUUGGUGGAUCAUGUUUUUUAAUCAUACAUCACUUAAAAUGGAAGCCCUACUGUAAAUACUAAACCACUAUUUUAGUAAUGAUGUUAAUAUUUCCACAUUUUAGCAUAUAGUAUAUAAUGAAGUCAGAUGUUUAAUCUGACUCCAAAUAUACAGAGAGUAAAUAUGACCUUUGACAAUAUCCAAAAUAGUGUCAUAGCGGGAGUGCUGAGUAUAAACUGAGAACCACUUACAGACAUCAUGUAACACAUACUUUGUGUUGGCAUGAUUAGAUACUUAGAAGUGAAUGAAGAUAAGCAUUGUAUUCAUCAACUGAUGGAGACGAGACAAGUGGGAAAAGGUGUGCAACACAUUCUAAGCCACCAUUAAGUUUUACCUUAGAGCUCACUGUGCAAAGUAAAGCUGCUGCUUUACAAUUGUAUUUAACAAUUGUAUUUAUAAAACUGAAUCUGGUAAAUAUAAAACAUAUACAACAACGCAACAGAAUCACAGAAAUAAGGAUACAAUGCAUGCACAGCUUCACUUUAAAGUUAAAUACGACAAGUGUGGGUGUUGUUUAUGAUAAAGUACAGUAUACAUUAUGGUGCUUGUAUUAAUGCAUCACAGAUGUUUUCAUCAUUUCACAAAAGUUCUAGAAACAAGGCUAUGUUUACGAGGUGGGAGCUGACAAAGUUAAUUUCCAGGUGAACAUGGUGACAAGCGGGAAAACUUUCUUAUUUUAUUAUGGUUGAGAAGCCUUGAUACGGAGGCUGGUCCACAGUUGACACUUUAUCAAUUUAGUAAACAACUCCCUCACUAUAAAACAGGACAUAAAAAAGAGAACAAUUUCACUGCACGGCCCUGUUUCUGAAGGUUUUUGACUCAAAGCUGAAUAAUAAUAAAUUAUAUAUUUGAUACAAAAAUGUUGUUUGAAAAGCAUGCACGUGGUCUGGACUGCAUGACCUACUGCUAAGUGGAGUUGCAUGAAGGUGUUAGGGAGGCCCUUGGUUGCUGUGAUGGUGGCCUUCAGCUUGUUUAAUUGUAUUUCUUGAUAAGGAAUAAAUCAGCUACUGUUUAAUCAUUCACUGAUAAUUUAACUUCUGUAACAGUCUUUAAUAUACUAUUUCCUCAAACAAUGUACAAAAUAAUUUUGUGAAAUAUACAAUCAAAUAAAAUUGCCUGGUUUUCUGCAUCA